This is a messenger RNA of Pelobates cultripes (western spadefoot toad), 12553 nucleotides long. The record is from the annotation of a GenBank genome assembly. NCBI's taxonomy places the organism in Eukaryota, Metazoa, Chordata, Amphibia, Anura, Pelobatidae.
CGACGUGAGUCUCAGGAUCUGCCGGAAGUGCUGCUCGGUGACUGUCAUGGCGCUGAGCAGCCUCUCUGGGUCGCUCCCUGACUCUGUGGCCCCCGACAUGCAGAAUGUGAAGCAGCUGUCGGGAGAGGUGAGGGACAGAGUCCCAGCAGCUGGGGAUGUGAUAGAAACCCCCCGGGGGCCUGACUGGUAGUGUCCCCCUCUAAGGUCCUGCUGUGUACGUACACUGAGAUUGGCAGCCAGGCCUUCACUGCAGCUCUGGGACAUUAGGGGCUCCAGUCCAACAUUAAUUGUAUCCUAACCUAAUUGUGACCCUAAGAGAAGUUGUUACUAAUAAUUGUGGCCCUGGAACCAAUUGUGGCCCUAACCCCUAUAAUUGUGGCCCUAACCAUAAUUGUGGCCCUAACCAUAAUUGUGACCCUAACCAUAAUUGUGGCCCUAACCAUAAUUGUGGCUCUAACCAUAAUUGUGGUGACCCUAACCAUAAUUGUGGCCCUAACCAUAAUUGUGGCCCUAACCAUAAUUGUGGCCCUAACCAUAAUUGUGGCCCUAACCAUAAUUGUGACCCUAACCAUAAUUGUGACCAUAAUUGUGGCCCUAACCAUAAUUGUGGCCCUAACCAUAAUUGUGGCCCUAACCAUAAUUGUGACCCUAACCAUAAUUGUGGCCCUAACCAUAAUUGUGGCCCUAACCAUAAUUGUGACCCUAACCAUAAUUGUGACCCUAACCAUAAUUGUGAACCCUAACCAUAAUUGUGGCCCUAACCAUAAUUGUGGCCCUAACCCUAAAUGUCUUGGCUCCCAGUGCUGCAGUUAAGCUCCUAAGUGUAAGCUCAAUGUAACAGUGAGUUUUACAUUGUAGAACCCUCACUGAGCAGCCCCUUGAUCCAUUAUGAACACUAAUGAUUGACUUGGGGUCUCUUCCAGUGGGGAUGACUGGCACUAGACUGCCAGACCACUGCGAGAGAUGCCAGACGUUGCUGAGGUAGAGGCCAAUUGUUGACAUUCAGGAACGUUACUAGGGUCCACUAAGAUUGGCUACCUGUUGGUUGGUGAGGCUGUUAAAGGCUGCUCGUCAUUUUGGAUUCAUGCUAGUGGCUACCGGCCAUCCGGGGUGCACAGUAGAGGCUAUUUGCCAUCAGGGGUGCACACUUGAGGCGACUGGUUGGUCAAGGCAGAUUUUAGUGCCUAUUGGUUUAAUGCAAGAGGUCCUAUAAACCCUGGUUGCCUGGCAAGUUCAUGGGAGGGGGCACUGGGCUACUUUAUGGAAUGCUAGAGUCCUCUCAAGUCACUUGACAAUACUUGUAAAAAUCCAAGUAAUUACUGCCUAAACAUGUACCUGGAUUGCCAAAUGUUAAAGCACUACAUUCACAUACGUAAACAAAUGAUUAUUUGCUAAACUUCAAAGUUGGACAAACUAAAUCUGAAUGACAAAGCUGGAGCAAGAAUAGGCAAGUUUGUGGCUAUGGUUGAGUUGGAAAAAAAUUCUUUAUCAGUUUUGAUUUUUAUUUAUUAUGAGAUUUUACUUGCAAAGCUUAGUGAACAAUCUUGUUAAAUGUAGUCCAGUUACAUGCUAUCUGUCACGAUCACUCACCUCAACAGACUACUAUUUAUUUUUGUCCAGUAGGGGGUGUGACAUGCAAACACUUGGUUUGAAAAUCCAACCUAAUAGAGAGUAUAUAAGAUGUGUUUAACCUGGAAACAAUCCUUGAAUUUGAUGUGAUUGGGACAGACUGAUCAUCCAAGUUAGUGGUUAUUUUGGAACUUCUCAUGAUGAUUAUGGAGAUGGCACAGAUUCCAUAAUUAAAUAACUUUGAGGAGAAAAACAAUUCGAAUUGGCCGUAUGAUGCCUUUAGGUAUUUCCAGUCUUUUUGAUGCUAAUUUUUUUAGUCUUAAUAAAAGUGUUUUUUCCAUUGUGUUUAAAUCUUUCCAUUGGAUUGGAGACAUACUUUAAAUAAGCCUUUCUUCCCUCCUGCAGCAAGUUUCCCGGCUCAGCAAAGUGAUAUUUUCUUUUUUGAAAGAACAAGAGGCGGUAAGCAUCAUUCUGCUACACAUUUAUUGUUCGUACAUUUCAAUAUAAUCUGUUGUUUUUUUUUUUAAUUGGAGUUUCAUAUAAGUAUGAACAUAAUAUAUAUAUAUAAUUUUUUUCUAGUGGACUAAAGCAAAUCAGAUAGCAUAAAAUAAAGGGGCACUCUAAGCAACGUACAGCUCAAUGUACUUUGUUUUGUCCAUUUUUGAGCAAUUUAACAAAAAUUAGAACCCUCCACAAUACAACACAGAAACCAACCCACUCUUCAGCAGAGAUCAUAAUGCGGAAUUUUCUCAUUCGCCAAUAAAUUCUGCCCAACAUGGCUGGCAGUGAUAGGCAGAAAGUGUGAGCUAUAGUCAAUCAUCAAUGUCUAAAUAGGAAUAAAUUGAUAAUGAUAGUGCUAAACUGUAAAUACCUCAUUAUCAGGUCAACUGCAGAAGGGGUAUUCUCUGGCUUGUGGGGUUUUUGUGAAACCACCUUGAAACAGUGGCCAUACACUUUGGCUAUAUAACCUACACUGAGAUGUAGUGGCUACGUUGGUUACUGUUUCUAAAUGGUGAUAGCACCAAAUAACCUCAACGCAGAAUCAAUAAUAAUAACAAAGUAUUUAACCAGGAAAGAUACUGUGGCGGACCGCCGGGUGCCUCCGCCAAUCGAUGCUCCUAGUGCUCACCGAAUACUUCCAGCACUUCACCAGACACCAUCAGCACUCUAGUCUCCACUUCCAGUGUUAGAACCUGGUUGGGGUUUCGCUGUCCUCCACCCACCUUGGACCCAAGACCAGGAUCCAGCUUCCAGUGGGUAUACCUCUCCUCUAAGAGAGUGUAGCAAUAUGCGCUUAAAAGAGCAAGUGAUUAUAAUCCCAGGGGAGUAUAGUGAUAUAGCAAUCCCCAGGGUAGGUACAUCCAUUUCCCCCACACAUGAGAUGAGACUCUAUGUUGAGGGUAAGCAUUAACUCAUUUAUUGGUAGCCACAAAAGGUCCCCAUGCAAGAGGCACUCCCCCUGGACCUGAGAGUAGACUACAGUAAAAACACACACAAUUACAUUGACUCUCAGGUCCAGGACACUCCCACAUAAAACAAGAUAAUCCUUCCUCUGUGCCUGGGAGUGUGGCAGACCGCCUGGCACCCCAACCAGGUGCCUCUGCCAAUCGCUGCUUCCUUAGUGCUCACAGAGUACCAGAAGCACCGCACCAGACACCCACAGCACUGUAGUCCCCACUUCCAGUGUUACAGCUUGGUUGGGUUCUCGCUGUCCUCCACCCACCCAGGAUCCAGACCUGAGAGCAAACCACAGCAGAAACAAAGACGAGAUUACAUUGGCUCUCAGAUCCAGGACUGUCCCAUACAUAAUAAGACAAUCCCUCCCCUGUGCCUGGGAGAUACUCCGUAUAGUCCAAAAUACCGAACGUAACAGUUCGUGGGUAAACUCAGUCUAUGCCUCUCAUCGAAUGCCACUCUUCUCAUAAGAACGCCACCGAACAUACUUGGAGAUGGAAGUCCCAGCGGUGUUUGCGCCGUCGAGUGUCCAAAUAUAGUUCCAUGCACUCGACGACCAAACGUCACUGUCUGUGUUCACGGCUACAGAUGGCCGCCGCCACGUCUUCGCACGUACGAACGGCCACCCAGCUAACCACUUAGAACAUUGCGGUUAAGGUGUUGAUAGGGGUCAAAAGAGUCAGCAAGCAGCACACGACUGUUCUGGGUUGUCGGUCCGUUCGACAGUUCAUUCAGUAUACGAACAACAUUAGUCUGAUCCGUUCGGCAAGCCCGAAAUACCGAACCAUACAAGUACAAAAGGCACGAACAGUGUAUGUAAGCAAGGUUUAUCACAGGGGUUAUAGUCCUGGGGCAAGAGGAUGGCAAGCAAGCCCCUCCAAGAACCAGUGGUGAGGUUCUUUUCGCCACAGUACAUUCAGAUUACUCUGGUAAUAAUUGCUUUUUAUGUUCAUAGCAGUUUUUAAUCACCUGCGAAAGGUUGCUGGCUCUUAAAUUCAAACUAUACCCCUUGUUUAUUAAUAAAUAAAGCAUACAAAUGAUUGCAUUAUUUGUGUGUGCGUGUUAGUGGCGUCAUGUGACUUUUCUUAUGGAACGUGCCCUCCAAUACUCAAGCAAAGAUUGUCUUAAAAAGAUUGAUUAAAUUAAAUUCUGAUUCUUUUGGGUUUGGGUUUUUGUUACCAUUAUAGCCCUUCACGAGGAUGCUUAAUUUUGCAGAUGUUUUUAGAGUGUCCGAUUAGGAAAGGUAGACGAGGGAAAGAAGUGACCCACUGGUGUGUAAUAUUCUGUAACCGUUGGGAUCACUGCUACAUCAUUACUUGUUCCUCCUGCAAAAAUUAUGGCUUUAUUUGUCUUUUUUUAUUUUUGUGUGUUUACCAUGUUCUUUGCUGCAGGCAGAAUAUUUUACAUCUCAGCUCGGUGAAUUUGCCAAGGACAAUGGCAUUAGUCUGGGGCCUUUGAAAAGCAUUGUGAAAAGUGUCCUCCUUGUUCUGAAUGGUGAGUACAGCCUUAUUAACAUCUUUGUGCUAAAAAAACAUGUUAUCUGGGUGAUCCCUUAAAGUAUUAGAAGAAGCUGAUCCAAUUCCCUGUAUUCCGUUAAUUUCUGGAGCAGAGUAGGAUAUACUGGGGACCCCAGUUCCUGUAUCUUUCUCUAGAUACGCUUUGCAAAGGAAAAAUUAUGCAAUUAGAGGGUGCUCUACUAGAGAGCUGGAGGAUAAGUCUCCUCUUCUUUCCUGUCACUUAAUAUUCUGCUAGCGAAAUAUAUGGCUUAAUUUUUAUUCUCUUUUAAUUAAUGUAGGGUGACCUGUACCAAGACAGGUAUGCUUUAAAGCAACUUUAAAAAAAUAUUAUGCUUAGUAGAUUUAUUAAUAUUCUUUUUAUAAAAAUUAGAUUAUGGGGGUGGCGGAACUAAGCACUGGAAGCAAUCGGAUGCACGAAUGAAGAGCUCUGUGCUAAACACAGCAGAAAAGCGCCUAAAACCUGCUAAACAUCCCCAAAAAUACCUCACCUUGCAGCUCCGGUUUCCAUGGGUCGCAAGACGAAAAAGCCCAAACCCGGUAAGCCCAGACCGGGCAUGAACAUUGGGGAAAUGCUCCGGCAAGCGCAUGGCACGUAUGGGCCCAAGAUGGCCACCGACAUAGACUCAUACGCUGACUCUUUGGAGGAAAUAUCUCUGGGCACGGAGAGCACGGCAGUGCCUCUGCCGAAACACCCUAAGCAGAUCCCACAAGGCGAUGGCCCAGCUCUGGUGACUGAGAAGACCUUUCAGGACAUGCUGUCUGACAUACAAAAGACCAUAGAAAGCAGAUGUAGCUGCACUCCGGGUUGAGCUCACGAGCCUAUUGGGCAGACUGGGAAUGGUGGAGACUGCCACGGAGUCACAAGCCCUAAAUAUACUCACCCUCAAACAAGAGGUCCAGGCACUAAAUAAAACACAUGGUCUUUGAGCAGCGCUUUGCCACCAUGGAAGACGCAAGACGCCGCAACAGCCUUAAAAUCAGGGGAGGACCGGAGUAAAUGCCAGCACAGGAGCUUACACACUUUGUAAGGCGACUUAUAACUGCCCUACUUGCGCCAAAGCAAGUGAAGUAUGUUACCUAUGAUGGCAUCUUUGGAAUUCCAAAACCAAUGAAGGCCACAGAGACUGCACCAGAGACCUGAUAGUGCGCUUUCAAAACCACAAAGAUAAGGCAGUGUUUCAGUCAGCAUUAAAAGGGAUAUCCCCUUACUCAUUUGAAAAUAUUGCAUUAACAUUCUACGCUUAUCUGCCAGGAGACACUCUUCAAUGGCGGAAAACUCUACACCUCUUUACUGCCAUACUCCGAGAACGUGGCAUCCAGUAUCGCUGGCGUCCCACACGGACUCUGUUGGUCCUGCACAGCGAAUCCACUCACCCUGUUCAAGAUCUGCGGAGAGCGGGAGAAAGAGAAGCACCCAAAUCAGCCCACAGAUGGGAUCCCACGAAGGUCCUGCCGUUUAUCCCUUAGAAGACACACUCUGACGCUAUAACUGCAGCCAUUCCUUGAAGCCUCUCACCACCUACUGGGCUUCGUUCAACCUAAUUGACCAGAACUGUACAUAGCUUUUCACUGUUUGUUUUUUGAGCUCCAAGUUACUUUAUUUUAUUUUGUUUUAAUUCAUUUCUCUUUUACCAAAUAAUGGGCUAUUAUAUUUCGCUUCUAUAUAUAUGACGCACCACACGUUCAGAUGAGUCGUUAAAGACUCUCUGUUUCGUAGUCUCCCCACAUAACCAUGCUACAUAGCCUCCCGAGGCAAUUCAUGAAUUAGAUUAGCACUCAGCCUUCACCAGGGUUCACCCAUCGUACACUUGUAGAUGUAAACGAGGUGGAAGGUACAGGAGAGCAGUAAGAGAUGCAACUUCACCCAGUUGGUUCGACAGGCUCUCAAUAGACAGAGCUACCUAGCAAUAGCUGCUUACCCUCGGGGGUUGAUACCGUCACAUACCAUUAGCCGACACACUGCAAGUUCAUUGCUACAUUUUUUUUUUUAGCUUAACAAUAUAAAAAUGUGCUGUGACAUCUUGCUGUACCACUGAUUUGAUAUGUUGAUGGUUUAAGUGCUUGCUUUGCUGUUGUGGCAUAGUAAGCUCUAAUGUCUUUUUUUUUAUGUGCAACAAAAAUAAUUAAAUAAUUAGAUUAUGAAUUGUAGGGAAAAAAAAGGAAAAAUCACAUCUUAUAAAGAACAUGCACAGAAGUAAAUGUUUCACUAAUUUUAUGUUUCUAUUAUGCCAGUAUAAUUUGUCUGGUAUUUUUAUAAGAUAACUAUGAUUUCAGCACUGAUCUAAACCUCUUUAUUCUUCUAAGAUGCCCUGAGAAGAAAUCUUUCAGCUGAACAACUUAAAGCAGACUUUCUAGCUUUGGGUAAGCUUCAUCACGGCCCGUAUGUUCUAGUGCAAUAUUUCUGCUAAUUGCUCCAAAUUCGGUCAUGGUUUCCCCAGCAUUUGCUGUAAGGUGGUAGAGUUCUGAUAUUAUGUCUGUAACUUGCAGGUCUUGAUGAAGAAAGGGCUGGCUGUUUUGCAGAUGAGGUAAGGGUUUUCUUUCUGCUUUUAUUCAUUUGGUUGCCCGGCAAGUGAAAAUAAACCACAGGGGGGGGUUGAUGAUAAAUAUAAAAUCUGGGUCAGUGUUCUAAAGGUGGAGCAGACACCAUGGAAACCUGGGAAAUGUUCCUGCUAAUUGUUUCCCCUAUAAAACCCUGCCCACCCCAUAAUUCUUAUUAUGGGGGUGGGGGGUAUUUUUGUAAAAAAAAAUUUUACACACAUCCGGGCUGGUCACCCAUCUUUAACUUAAACAGAAGUGCUCAGUCUGGCUCUUUAUACUGGUUUGUGCAUUAUCCUUUUGAACCUGAUCUCUCUUCCCUGACCAUGAUGAAGUGUCACACUGCUCAAAUUAUUAUUAUUUUUUUUUUCUGUAAAGCUUUAUUCAUGCCAUAUUAAUCAGUUAAUUUAUUGUAUUACUGCAUUUACUAUAGAGCCAUUAGUUACCUUCUACACUUUCUGUUAGGGGGUCCCUCCGCCUUCCACCCUCUAUCUUUAAUUCCUGCCUUUUCCUGUAAUAUGUCUAGGAAACUCUUACAAGAAUAAGAACCCACUUAAACUACAAAAUUCACUUUUUCAUGCCUAGCAAUGGCCAACCUUCACUCAGUUGAGGCUGAGCAUCAUGGGACAUGUAGUUCAGGGUGACCAUUGUUAACCGUCACUGCCUUAGGAAACUAAGAUCAGGAGCUGGCUACACGAUAUUGCUGCUACACCUCUAUAAAGUGUAAAGACCAUUUUUCCUGUUUUGAUUAAAUAUAAGGUCCUAUAUGUCCCCAUUUUGUCCUGCACACCAAUGAUAUUGUAAAACCUAUCUUUCUUUGUUUAUUUUGAGAUCAAUAUCAUUACUAAUAUACUGGGUCUAUUCGUGGUUUGAUCUUCUGAUAUCCGACAUUUUCAUUCUAGUGGAGUCGAGAUGCGUCUGUUUUAACGCAGCUGGUGGUUGGUCGCACUUUAAGUAUUAAUCAGCUGGUGGACAUGGAAUGGAAAUUUGGAGGUAAUUGUUACUAUAAUUGGGUUCUGGCUGCAAGAUUUUUUUUCUCAUUAGUAUCACAAUCGGAUAUUUUUAAAAUUUUUCCCCCCCCUUUAUUCUAGUAACUACAGCAAGCAGCGAGUUGGAGAAAGCUGGAAGUAUCUUUCUACAAGUGAGUAUUUCACAUUCAUAUUAUUAAGACAUAUUUUCCCUUUUUUUUUUUUUUUUUUUGAGUAUUAAAGGAACACCCCUUGCACCAUAACCACUACAGCUCAAUGUAGUGGUUAUGGUGGAGGGAGUGCUAUAGCGCCGUCCCACGAUAAGAUGUCAAGUGCCUUUACCACAAUUUGAUAUCUUACCUGUGACAUAUCUGUUCUUCCCCACUUGAUACCUAAAGUGUCUGUAGAGUGAAGUAGGGCCAAGGCAGGACAGCACUCAUUGGCUGAGAGCUCAAAGCAGACGAGCAUGUCCCAAAGUGGUUUUGUCGGAUAAGAUCAGUCCCCAUAGGUGAGAAUAAAACAUGUUUUCUGUGGAUAAUUUUUAAUGUUUUCAUUUAGUGUUUUUUUUUUUUUUUAAAUUUAUUUUAAAAUAAAAUGGCAAUAUCUUUUUUUAAAAUUGACGCGUACAUUCAUAGAAGCAUACUGCGUGUGUUUGCCUGUACUCGUCUCCACCACACAGUCAGAGAGGGGUUGGGUGUGUGGUUUCGGUGCUACCAUGUACCCAAGCUGAUCAGCAAUGACUUGCUGAGUGGAGCCAUCCGCUGCCGUCUGCAGUAGAAAGAUCUAUCACUACUACUGUCAAUGUUUCAUAUAAAAUGUAAUCCAUGAAUGCUGCCCCAGUGUAAGGAUAUCACUAUGAGUUAUGAUCCAUAUUAAUUCAGGUUCAAUCACUGUGUUUUUUGUUAUUUUCAGCUGAAGAUGGUUACUAAAAGAGGAAACAAGCCUGAACCUGUAUAUGUGGGUGAGUGUUUUGGAUUUAAAGUGCCAUGUUAGAUUUCAGGAAUCAAUCAAUCAAAUCAGUUAAACUCUGAGUGAGAUAUUCACUAAAGUUUGAACUGUGGGAGAUUCGAUGUGAAUUGUAUAUGUCAAAUUGAACUGAAUAUAUAGCAAAUGUGAAUAUUUUAUUUUCAUUUGGCUACUGUGGUUAAAAAGUUUGAAAUUCCAUUCUGAAUUUAAGACAAUUCAAACUUUGUGAAUACGCUUAACACUUUGAAUAUUAUUUGGUAUAAACUCUUACCAGGAUUAAAGCACCUGUUACACGGUUUCCUGAGGUUUGAAUACAAGUCUGUUGGUGUUUUCAGAUUUCUAUUGGUUUAUUUUAAUUAAAGGGACAGUCCACCAUAGACUGUAUGUGAGUUAAUGAUAGAUAACCUUGGCACAUCAGAUGUCAUAUGAGCUACACAACACACUUAAAACAUGCAAGGUGUGCCAUCAGAUUUUAUAAUAAUAAUAAUAAUUAAAUAUUGUGUGUUUUUUCUUAUCCCACUUCCAUUAGAAUUUAAACUUAUUUGAGGAUAACUCAAACCAUGUCUUGUUCCUCUAAGCCACGCUUGUCUUGUUUAUGUACUUAUGUCGACACCACCCGCUGUACAGCUCUGUGAUGUUGAUAUUUAUGAAAGUCAUAUGUAGUAGUAGCCUCGAGAAGAGAAGAUUGGGUUCUCUCUCAAUUCUCCUGGAUCUUGACUCGGGGCUCUGGGAAUAUUGCUUUGAUUCAGUACACAGCAAGGAAUGCAAGAGAGCCCUAACGCGUUCUCUGCCAUUGGGGGAAACAAAGAUAGUCUGCUCCAUGACAGCCUAUGGGGUCAGGUGAGAUAAAUCUUUUCAUUAUCCCUGACAAACCCUCAGAGGCAUGUUCCAUUUCUGUCUUGCCAUAAUGACUCUGUGAGACAAUAUUGAAGAACUAUCUGAGCUCUGUACAGAACACAUUUUUCAGUGAAAAUGGUCACGAUAUUAGAAAAAUGUAAUGAAAUCCAUUCAUUCUAUUAGUAGUUUCAAUUUACUGGGGUUUCCCUGUAGAAUGAGCAUCUCCAGUCUUUACUGGUCCUUUAAAUAUGUAACAGUAUGCAUCCAUGAGGAAUGUAUAAAUAUUAUGUUCAGUUGAAGCAUCUUCAGUGCGAAGGUGGUACUAUAUUUUAAUUAUGUGUGGCCCAUGGAUUUACUCUGCCAUACACCCGAGAACUUGCAGUAAAGUGUCUUCUUAUAAAUGGCUAUCUCCUGUGACGCAUGUUGAAAAAGCAAUAUGGCUACUUCGGUUCAGGUGACAGUGUCCCUUUAACAGAGUUUUUCGUUCCAGAGCUGACCUUGCCGCAGUUUUACAGCUUCUUGCAUGAGAUGGAGCGGGCGAAGAGCAGUCUCGAGUGCUUUACAUGACGAGGCGCAGCUAGACGUCUGUGAACUGGAUUCCUGAAUAACAAAUGUUUUAAGACCAAAUCCUUCUGUAUCCCCUCCCCUCACUCUAUAGGAAAGUGAAAAAUCGUGCUGUCUGUCAGUGCGGCCACACGCUGAGUUUGUGGGAAGAAAUCUGACCCACAAAUAAACUGUACAGUGGGUUCGUUAUAUCUGGAACCUGUUCUAGAACAAAGUAAAAUCUCUCCUCUUCUGUAUUUACAUUCAAACAGUGCAUAUAUGGAUGUAGAUGUCGAUAUUCUACUUGUACAGAUUAUGGGCUGUUAAAGCUGCAAGCACAUUCCUGUUUAGUAGAGGUUACAAUAUAUCACUCUGUGCUGUUUUCUCCAUCAAGCUGGAAUUCGUUUUGUACCACUGUUAGGGAGGAAAUUAAGGCUGAUUUCCUUUGAUACAUUGUGAUAUAGGGGUCAGAUCUUGCCCCCCGUGGGAGUUUUAGUCCUAUACGCAAUCCCCACUUCUUGCUACAAUUGCAGACUCACACAUUGUUCUCUCUCCUUAAAUUUCCUCCUUCGGUUAUUCGACAGACAGACUGAGCCUCUGCUGUGAUCGUGGCUCACAAUCGCUGUUUGUUCAGGGAAAACCCAGCACUUAUUGUCACUCUGGGUAGCCUAACCUCAACCCUGUCUGUUGUAUCUGAUUCUCUCUGGAUGAACUUGUUCAGAAAUAUAUAUUCUAUUAUAAUCAAGCUGAGUUUUUUUGUAACCCUUACAUUGCCAGAGAAAGUAAAAAUGUAUGUGUGCAUGUCACUAUAGUUACAUUUACUGUAUUUUUUAAGAUCCGUUGUUUUGUGAAUUAACAUUUCCUCUGCAGAUGUUUCCCAAGAUGUCCACUUAGCAUCGUGGGAAACCUAAAGUGCAAUGAUAUGCAGUGCCCUUGUUGGCUAUCCUUCACAGUCUGAUACGAUAUUCUGUGCUUUAUGCUUCGUUUAUCUUUCCAUAAUUAAGAACAAGUCUAAAUUAGACAGUUUAAAGAGACACUCUACAAUUUAUUGAUUUUUUCAUUCAAUGUUUUCUGUCUGAACAUUCUCUACACUGAAGCCUGAUCCUCCUCCAGUGAAGUCAUCGAUUCUGGUGACUUUCGUCUAAUCAGAUGCUGAGUUAUUGAGAACACCCAGGGCAAGCGUGGCAGUCACCGCAUUCCUCCAAGCCAGUGCUUCUCAGAGAAGCAACAGCCACAUUCCGCAUCAUGCUGUACGUUAUGACAGCGAACAUAAAACCUUUUAGGCAAAAUGUAAUGUUUUUACAUUGCCAGAGGAAAGGGAUGGCAUCUAUGCAUUAAAACCUCUACAUUAAGAUGCAGUGGUUUUGGUGCUUUGUGUCCCAUUAACCAUGGCUUCCUGGUAAUAAGGCAUUCUGGAGCGUUGUUUCUCGUUAGAAUUUAGUUAGCAUUUCCUAAGUUUACAGUAUCAGAAAUUAAAGCAGCUCUGUUACCAUCUGGGAUCUUUGCAUAUUUUGCAAAGACCCCCAACAGUGACGGCUCCGUUUAGUGGGGUGCCGGGGAAGUUGAGUUUUACUUAUUUCAACUUGUCCCUUGCGGCUCCUGUCGGUCUUCUUCAGCUCCAUCUGCCAGUAACUUUUGUUACUCUAAGGAGAUUCCCACCAGACUGCAGGAUCCUCAAUAGACAAUGCCUUUUUCCAUGCAGACGUCUCUUGUGACAGCUGGAGGAAAUGACAAAAUGUGAGAGCGGUAUCUCCGCAGUAAUCCCUACUGUGUCUUAGUAUAUCUAUUGGGGUGGGCGACCUACCCACUUUAAAUGUAUAACUUGUAUAUGAAGUUGAAUAAAAUGCAGCAAUUCCAUUAACACUCUGACAUGAGCUUCUGUCAAAGGGAACUUUACCUGUACCAUUCAUGACGCUUCUUUUAAAUAAACAUCUGCUUAUCAAGCUUCAUUUAGUGUGGAUAUUAAGAUGGUUUAUGUUUUUAAUGAUCUUAAAAGGUAUUCCUAAGCUUUGUGAUAAAGUAUUUGCUUCAACAUUUUCUUAUCUAUGGAAACAAUUUAUUGUAAAGAAAGAAAGAAAAGUGGUUUUAAAUGUUUCAUGAUGCUGCAAGUGCCAAACACAUUUUUAUUGUAUUCUCUGGACUGGAUACAGUCCGGGCUCCCUC